AUGUCGUCGAGAUACAAGGACAAGGACGGCGGCGUCGUGCUGACCUUCAAUGGCCAGUGGGUUAGCUGGUCGCAUACUGCCAUCGCAUACACUGCCUUCAUUAGCGCAUUCAUCGUCGGCGUCUCCCUUCACUACCACAAGAUCGUUCAGAAUGAGUGGUACGGAUACCCGGACGAGUGGUUCCCCUCCGUCUCCGCGACGAUUGGCGACCGGUACCCCGAACGAUCGUUCUUCAUGCUCUUCAUCGCAAUCACCUCCGGCCCGCGCUUCGCCCUCGUUGGUCUGUGGUAUCUCUUGACGAGACGACCUGGCCAAGCGCUUCCCAAGUUCACCUUCGCGAUGGGCAUCCUGCGCACCUUGAUGUGCGGCGGCUUCACCUAUGUUACCUCGACCGACGACCACGACUGGCACGACAUCUUCAUGAUCUCGUACAUCGUCGCCUCUCUCCCUUGGACUAUUGGCUGCGUCACGCUGAGUCCGCCGAACCCCCAGGCCAUCAAGUAUCGCAAGUGGAUUGCCAGCUCCUUCUUCGGUACCCUCGUGCCUCUGAUCUACUUCUUCAUCCAGCACAAGGUGCACCGUGUCGCCGGAGCUUACACGAUCUACGCCUUCUUCGAAUGGGCCCUCAUCCUCUUCGACGUUGCCUUUGACGCCGUGACGGCUCUCGACUUCAACACCUUCGAGGUCGUGAUCAGGGAUGUCAAGGGUGCCAGCAAGGGUGAAAACCGCUCGUCUGUACCUUCUGCCGUCCUUGAGAAGGAGAAGGAAAAGGCAUCCGCCGGCGUUCUCAGCGCCCGCUUCACCUGGACCGAGGCCCUCGACACCGCCGCCGAUGUUUACCACGGCUUCAUCUUCUGGUCCAUGCUGACUAGUCUGGGAGUUUUGGUGUGGUACUUUCCCUUGUGGCACAUGGGCAUCUCUGGCUAUGAGGCCUUCGUCAUGUCUACCAUGCUGCCCGUCAUUCUGGGAAUCCGCGCCGUGCGGUCUUUCGUUGUCAACAACCAGCGCAUCGUUCACCUGAUUUCCCUGGUUGGACUUUUGGCGUACCUGGUUCUCGACCCUGCGCGCCGGUUGUUUACAGUUGGAUUCGCAGUCGCUACCUCUUGCCUUGGCUGGACAGCCACAUGGCACUCUGAGAGAGCUCACCAGGCCCGUCUUGAGUCUAAGAUCAUGGCAUGGACCAUUGGCUUGAUUCUCUCUUCUACAGCCAAGUUCAUUUGGUGGACCAACAAUCCUCUUUGGCCCGUCAUGCACGCCGCCAAUGGAGGUUGGAACUUCACCGGCUUCGCCAUCGCCGUUAUUGCUUGCUUGAGGUUUACUCGAAAGGCACCUUUGACUUCUGGUGACUACCCAGAGGAUUCCAAGAAGGGCGGUUCUUCGCUUCUGGCUGCGUUCGGUGUCGGUGGUCUGUUCUUCGGCAUCCACUCUCUACUCUCUGAUACGAGCACCAUGAUUCUCUGGGUCUGGGAUGGAUACCCGAUUCGUGGACCUACAUCCAACACUUACGGAUGGAUGACCAUCAUUGCGAUGACUGCCGGUUUGCUGGUUGGUCUUUACCGCCCUGGUAUGAUGAGCUCAUGGUCUGCGUAUGGCGUUGGUUGCAUUGGUGCCUCGAUCCUCACCUCAUACCACCACUGGUUCGGUUACUACGGCGCUCUCACGACUGCUUUCUACCUCAUGGGUCUCUCCGUACCCUUCCUUUCCAACGCGGCCAGGAGAAGCCCCGGAACUACUUUUGGUCUAGGCUUCUUCAUCUACAACAUCAUGGUCCUGUUCCACGUCUGGGUCGUCGCCUACGCUUUUGUUCCCGGCGGCCCUCUCGUCCGCGAGCACACUGACUGGGUCAUGAUCACCACCUUCCUCCUCAUUGGCGCCGGCGUCUUCGACCUCACCUCUUCGCGGGCCCGUCGCCCGCCUGCUCGCCGCGCGUCUGCCUCUCAACAUAAGAAGUACAACACCAUCGCCGCUUUUGUCGUCAACAUCAUCUUCCUCGCUGCGGCUUUCAUGCGCUUCCCUACCAACGACUACAAGCCCUACCACCCCGAAGACCGCAUUCUCACCGCCGGUAUCUGGACAAUCCACUUCUCUCUCGACAACGACAUGUGGUCCUCCGAGUAUCGCAUGCGCGACCUCAUCAAGGAGCUCGAGAUUGAUGUCAUUGGUCUUCUUGAGUCUGAUCUCCAGCGCAUUAUCAUGGGCAACCGCGACACGACCCAAUUCCUCGCCGAAGACCUCGGCAUGUACGUCGAUUACGGCCCGGGCCCGAACAAGCACACCUGGGGAUCCGCUCUUCUCUCCAAGUUCCCCAUUCUCAAGUCCACUCACCAUCUCCUUCCCAGCCCUGUCGGCGAGCUUGCCCCAGCCAUCUCCGCCACUCUUGACGUCUACGGCCAAGAAGUCGACGUUUUUGUCUUCCACUCCGGACAGGAAGAGGACCCCGAGGAUCGUCGUCUCCAGACCGAAUACCUCUCCAAACUCAUGGGCGAGUCGAAAAACCCGUCGAUUCUGCUCUCCUACCUCGUCACCAAGCCACUCCAGGGCAACUACAACACCUACGUCAGCCCAUUGUCAGGCAUGCACGACGUCGACCCGACCGAUUGGGACAGAUGGUGCGAGUACAUCCUCUACAAGGGCCUCAAGCGCACCGGCUACGCCCGCGUCAGCCGCAGCACGAUCACCGACACGGAGUUGCAGGUCGCCAAGUUCGUCAUCCCCAAGUCCAAGGACGAGCUGCUGCAGAUCGAGGCCCUGGACGACCAGACGCGGAACAAGCGCGUGAGCGAGCACAGCGUGCCCCAGGGAUGGAAGUUCCCCGACAUGUUCAAGGGCCAGGGCGUGCGCGAUCAUAGGUACCACGUCUUCAACGAGCCGAGGUACUAUGACUACUGA
This is a messenger RNA of Colletotrichum karsti, 2889 nucleotides long. RefSeq names its product Frag1/DRAM/Sfk1 family protein. Gene Ontology annotation, cellular component: endoplasmic reticulum. The record is from RefSeq and is a predicted model, not a curated record. Gene Ontology annotation, biological process: GPI anchor biosynthetic process; fungal-type cell wall organization. The transcript has 5 exons. Bases 1 to 2889 code for a protein of 962 amino acids. NCBI's taxonomy places the organism in Eukaryota, Fungi, Ascomycota, Sordariomycetes, Glomerellales, Glomerellaceae.